AUGCAGGAAGAUUUGUUCUCCGAGUUCAAGCUUGCCUGUUACUUCAAUAUGUUUUAUGGAGAAAUGUGUACAUCAGUAAGUAACAAGAGGACGGUUCUAACGACACAGCCAAAUGGACUUACAACGCUCGGCAAAUCUGGAUUGCCAGUGGUUCAGGACAGACAGUCAGAGAGUGCUCACAGGCGACAAGGGAGCUCCAGCUCUUUAAAAUCUACAGAUGGAACAGGGAAGGUGAAAGCCUCCGUUAUGACACCAGAGCAGGCAAUGAAGCAAUACAUGCAAAAAUUAACAGCUUUUGAGCAUCAUGAAAUUUUUAGCUACCCUGAAAUAUACUUUUUGGGUCCAAAUGCAAAGAAGCGGCAAGGCGUGAUUGGUGGUUCAAACAAUUGUGGGUAUGAUGAUGACCAAGGGUCUUACAUACAAGUACCCCACGAUCAUAUUGCGUAUAGGUAUGAAGUCCUGAAAGUUAUAGGGAAAGGAAGUUUUGGGCAGGUGGUGAAGGCUUAUGAUCACAAGAUGCAUCAGCACGUGGCACUAAAAAUGGUGAGAAAUGAAAAACGUUUCCACCGCCAAGCUGCGGAAGAAAUUAAGAUCCUGGAGCAUCUCCGGAAACAAGAUAAGGAUAACAACAUGAAUGUUAUUCACAUGUUGGAAAACUUCACAUUCCGCAGCCAUAUCUGCAUGACAUUUGAAUUGCUGAGCAUGAACCUGUAUGAAUUAAUAAAGAAAAACAAGUUUCAGGGCUUUAGCCUGCCUUUGGUCCGCAAGUUUGCCCACUCAAUCUUACAGUGCUUGGAUGCUUUGCACAAAAACAGAAUCAUUCACUGUGACCUUAAACCUGAGAACAUUCUGUUGAAGCAACAGGGUAGAAGUGGUAUUAAAGUGAUUGAUUUUGGCUCAAGUUGUUAUGAGCAUCAGCGUGUCUACACUUACAUUCAGUCACGUUUUUACCGUGCACCUGAAGUCAUCCUUGGUGCUCGUUACGGGAUGCCCAUAGAUAUGUGGAGCUUGGGCUGUAUUCUAGCAGAGCUUCUCACCGGCUAUCCGCUUUUACCUGGAGAAGAUGAAGGAGACCAGCUGGCUUGUAUGAUUGAGCUAUUGGGCAUGCCUUCUCCAAAACUCUUAGAUUCAUCCAAGCGAGCCAAAAACUUUGUGAGCUCUAAGGGUUAUCCCCGCUAUUGCAGCAUCACAACCUUGUCUGAUGGCUCUGUCAUACUUAAUGGUGGACGCUCUCGGAGGGGAAAACUACGUGGCCCACCAGAGAGCAGAGAAUGGGGUAACGCAUUAAAGGGAUGUGAUGAUCCCCUGUUCCUUGACUUCUUAAAACAGUGUUUAGAAUGGGAUCCUGCUAUCCGUAUGACACCCAGCCAGGCUUUGCGGCAUCCCUGGCUAAGGAGACGGUUGCCAAAGCCUCCGACUGGGGAAAAGGCCUCAGCGAAGAGAAUUACAGAGAGCACUGGUGCUAUAACGUCGAUUUCCAAGUUACCUCCAACUUCAAGCUCGGCUUCAAAACUGAGGACUAAUUUGGCACAGAUGACAGAUGCCAAUGGAAAUAUUCAGCAAAGAACAGUGUUGCCAAAACUCGUUAGCUGAGUUUGAAAAACCCAAUGCUGUUAAUACGAGAGAUACAAUGUGGCUGAGCCUUAUUUGUAUGAAAAAGUAGCUCAGAUAUACAUUUUUAUUUGCUCAAUAACUUUAUUCAUUUGUAUCUUUCAGCACUCAUUUUAAAUGUAAGAAACGUUGAUUUUGUUUUUAUAAAAACACGGGGACAAUGCUUUAAGUUUUUAUACUUAUUUUUUAAAAUGUUUGUCUUCUACAGUACAAUUAGCCUUACUGUAACUAGUGUGACACAGUAAUAAACAUCAGUGGCAGGCCACUGGUUACAACAUGACUGUCAUGCAUUGCAGCGUGGUGUCAAAGGUAUUAACCUUUCUCUUCCAUGGUUCAUAUUAGGUCUCACCUGGGGUAAAUUUGUAAGACGCUACCUUUUGGAUUUUAUGGGUAUGGGUCUCGAUUCUGCAAACGCUCACACCUAUGCCUGACUGGACUCCAGGGAGAAUACUCAAAGAAAUUACAGUUAUGCACCUGUAAACUUGUAAUUUGAAGCGGAGCCAUAGCAUGUUACGUUGUCAUUUUCUGUGAUAGCCCAGAGAAAGUGGUGGUAUCACUAAUGAUACGGUCACCUCCUAUGGAAUGCUUUCUCUAUCCAAAAGUAGUGUUUUUUGAUUAAAAUGAUCAUUUAAAUAUAAUGCAAAAAAUAAGAACUUCCAGGGCUAGAAUGACUCUUACACCUUGUAUGCCAUGUGGUAGAGUGAGAGGAACGGGCAGUGUCAGAAAGAAGGAAGAUGGAAGUAUGUCCGUUCCUCUAAAUCUGAAAGUGAUGGACAAGUUGAUAACACAAAACGAUCUGGACUUCAUUUCAGGUAUAUAACAUGGAGCAUUCACACUGGGCUUCUCUUCUUUUUUUUUCCACCCCUCCUGUUUUCUUUUCUCUCCUGAUGUGCAGCUUGAUCUCCUUAAAUCACACAGGCAGACGUGCUCGUUCUGUCAGUUUUAUACUGUAACUUCCAGACUGUUAGGCUACACGGAUUUCACAGAUUGCUUUUAUUUCUUCAAUGUUUGUCUGAGCGACUGUGACCUCUCUGGUACAUUUACACUUCAGGUCAAAUCUGCAUGUAGGGGCAAACACUAUGUUACUACAUUGCUUUCUGUAGAAGAGUACUUUACCUUAGACAGCAUAACUGUAGAUGGAAAGAUCCUCAGUGGAAAGCUUUUCAGUUGGCAGACACCAUCCUAGAUACUUUCUAAUACGGGAGAAAUAUCAAAGGAAAAUUAAAUGGCUGGAAUUUGUUUUAGUCUUUGGCAUUUGUAGCUGAAAAUUAACUUUGAAGGAACAGUUAAAAGAUAUGUGUAGAUUUGUUCAUGUGCGUGCGUGUGCUAAUGCUUGGUUUUUCUUUUUUGAUUUUAAUUGCAUUCAUGGAAGAAAGAUAGUCUUUACUGAGGA
This is a messenger RNA of Egretta garzetta (little egret), 3004 nucleotides long. It is a transcript of the gene DYRK2, whose product is annotated as dual specificity tyrosine phosphorylation regulated kinase 2. Gene Ontology annotation, biological process: peptidyl-serine phosphorylation; peptidyl-threonine phosphorylation. NCBI's taxonomy places the organism in Eukaryota, Metazoa, Chordata, Aves, Pelecaniformes, Ardeidae. Gene Ontology annotation, molecular function: protein serine/threonine kinase activity; ATP binding; protein serine/threonine/tyrosine kinase activity. The coding region runs from base 1 to 1593 and encodes 530 amino acids. Gene Ontology annotation, cellular component: nucleus. The record is from RefSeq and is a predicted model, not a curated record. The transcript is spliced from 2 exons.